AUGUUUUUAUUUCUAGUUGGUGAUACCUAUGAAGGCUUAAAAGAUCCACACAAGAUCAUAAAAAUAAUAAAAGAGAAUCCUAAAGUAGGAUUUUUAUAUUUAAGUCCAGCUGUACCCAAGUCAUCAGUCAACUCUCAUUAUUACAAUCUAAAAGUUGUGAAUCAUGAACAUGUUAACAAACAAGAUCACUGUACUAUCAGUAAACAGGGUGUGACCAGAAUGAGGUCUGAUGAUGAAACAGAAUUUAUCACACUAGAUAGAUGGCAACAAGAAGUGAAUUACUUCCAAAAAUUAACCAAGAUUCCAGUAUUUUCGUUGUUUAGAAAAUGGAAGGCAUUUAGUGUAUGGCGUAAAAAUGUCCGCACAAAGAAAAUACAAAAUUGUAAAAAAUCUCUCAACAGUAAUCUAUUUAUUGUUAAUGCUUCAUUACGACCAGCCUUAUUAAAUGUGAGAGAAAUGUGUCAUCGUAUUAGUGAGAUGGGAUUAUGUCAGAUAGAUAAAGAUCAUACUUAUGCUCUCAAUGAGUUUAAAGAAGCACAGUUUAACCAACUCAAUGAUGUUGCUGGUAGACUACAAGAUUUCCGUGAGUUAGUAAAGGAAGUAGUACGUAGUGCCUGUAGGACAGCAUUAUUAGAAGCUGGUUUUACACCUGAUGAUUAUUAUUAUGAUGGUGUAGAGAGCCCUGGAUUUUAUGGUACAGCCUCAAGUUAUUUAAUGCAGAGUAAUUAUGAUAUGGAUAUAUAUGGUGAAGCCCCAGAUAAAAUGAAUUAUACUGAUCAAGCUAAUAAACGUGCUGAAUGUAAACGACUUAUGUGUUUUAUAAGAUUAGCUGAUUAUUUGAUAGUUAAUACAAUGCAUGUAUUAGCUGUUAAUUCAGUCUCUACAUUACUCAAUUAUCUAACAGAACAAUUAGCCAAUACACCAACAUUAGCUCAGAUACAGGGUAAUGAACCUGAAGUUGAAAAAGUCAAAGAGGAAGAAGACAAGGAAGAGGAAGAUGAAGUUCCAAAAUUACCACCCCUGUUUAUUACAGAGUUUGUCUUGGAACCAACACAAUUGUUAUUCGCUCCUGAUUUAGAUGACUUCCAGGAAGGUCUUCAAGAAGUGAUUAAAAGGUUCCAGGAUGCUGUUCUUAGUGUACAGAAUUUAGUUCCUGAUGCUUACUUUGAUGCUUUCACUAGACCUAUAAUUAAUAACAAGUUUGAGGAAAAGAAUGUUGGUGAUGGACCUAGUCUGUCCACCAUGUUUGAAGAUGAUAAACAUUUACAAACCAUUAUUUACAACAUCAGGGAUGCCAUUAAUGCAGCAUUCAAUGCUGCCAAUCAGUAUGCUGAUACAUUUGAACCAUUCCGAGAAUUUUAUCGUGAAAAUGAACAUAAGGAUUUAGACGGUGUCAAGAGAGAAGAACAUGAGGUCUCAUUCUUCGCUGAGCACCUAGAGAAAUAUCAUAAACAACAUAAGAUGGGUGAAAGUAUUGUAGAAAAACGACCUAUUGGAAUGUUAUUGGUAGAUGUUGUUAAAAUGAGGAGCCUGCUCAUCCCAUCUCCCCUGCGCUGCCUUGAUGUAAUAAACAACUUAUUACCAGUUAAGGCUCGUAAGGAAGUAGAUCGCUUAAUAGCUGAAUUACAGGAUGGUCAGUUUAAAUUAGAGAUAGCUCCAACAACUACGAUAGAAUUUGUUAAAAAUCUCAACUUCUUGGAUGAGAUACAAGUCAGGAUUGAUCCACUAGAAAAAGAAGCUAUGGUAGUAAAAGAAAUGUAUGAAUUAAUAGAACAGUAUGAUGUACCAACUCCACCAGAAGAUUUUGCUGUGUAUCAGACACUGGGACCAUCUAUAACUAAUGUACGUAAUGCUAUAGAUAAAGCAUUAACAGAACGAGAUGCUAAUAUAGAUAAAUUCUGUAAUCAUCUAGAUAAAGAUAUAGCUGAACUAGCUAAAGAUGUGAAGGAAGUAAAGAGAGAGGCACAGAAUCCUAUGAUAUUAGAUGCCAAUGCUGAAAAAGAGAAAGUUAAAGGAUUAUUAAAGAAAUUGUUGAAUCAAAUGGAUGAAUUACAGAAGAGUGCUUUCACUUAUAAAUCUUAUCAGAAAAACUUUAAGGUGGAAGUAACCAAAUUUGAUGCACUAGAAGAAGCCCAUGCUGAGCUCAAGUUGAAGGAGCAGCUUUGGAAUGAUUUGGAUGAAUGGGAUAAUCUCUUACAAGAAUGGACUGAGUCUCCAUUUGAUCAGUUGAACCCAGAAGAGAUGAACACCAUUACAACAAAAUAUUCUAAGUCUGUCCUUCAAUUAGAAAAAGGUCUACCCCCUAAUGGAGUAGUACCUAAGCUCAAAGAGAAGGUAGAAGUUAUGAGAGAAAGGGUAUGUUUAUAUUUUUAUAUCUUGUGCCUAGACCUUUUUUCUAGAAAUUAUGGUUUUACCAGUUUUCCAAAUUGGAAAUUUCAAUGCUGUUACAUUAAUUGUAUCUUGUUAUAUGAAGCUUUUCCAUAUUAA
Molecule: messenger RNA, 2487 nt
Organism: Lottia gigantea (owl limpet)
Lineage: Eukaryota; Metazoa; Mollusca; Gastropoda; Lottiidae
Exons: 17
Coding region: 1-2487 (828 amino acids)
Biological process (GO): microtubule-based movement
Cellular component (GO): dynein complex
Molecular function (GO): dynein intermediate chain binding; dynein light intermediate chain binding; minus-end-directed microtubule motor activity
Source: RefSeq, a predicted model, not a curated record